AUGCUCGUUGGUGAAGUUGAUGCCGACGAAACGAUGCAGAGCGAUGACUCGAACGGAGCGCCAGCGGCCGCGGCCAGCAACCUCAGCGAUGGAAGCGUAGCAUCGACAUCAAAGCCGACGCAUGCUCCACCUGUCUCCAACGGCGCUGAAAGGUCCUCGGCGGUCGCUUCAACAUCCUACCAAUCCAUGGACUCCGAAGAGCUCUCUGCACUCGAAGAGCUAGCCGACGGCGAGUCUGAAUCCGAAGGCGAAAUUGACCGCCUCCUCGACGAGGCCGCCGCAGCCUUCCCACCCGAGACGGUCUCCCUCAUGAUCAAAGACCUCAAGCAACGCGGCAUCGUCGCCUUUCUCCAGCACUACGUCGUCCCCGACCCCACACCCCUACGCAUCAAACACCUCCUUCUCGCACUCGGCGUCUUCCUCCCGCGCUCGAUCCGUGAAUCUGAGGUUCCACUCGACGUGCUCCUUCCCAUCCUCAAAACCGCCCUCGCCCGCAUCCUGCGUCGACGCGAGAAAUUGCCGCAGUACAACACCGUCUCCGACGCCCUAUCGCUCCUUGCAACGCGCAAGCGGAUCAUGGUUCUUUCUGGGGCGGGCAUCUCGGUCUCGUGCGGCAUCCCCGACUUUCGAUCAAAGGACGGCAUUUACGCCACCCUCCAGUCGGAGGGCAAAUACGAACUGGACGAUCCACAAGACAUGUUUGACAAGCAGUUUUUCCUCUCAAAUCCGGCCAUGUUCUACUCGUUUGCACACAAGAUCUUUCCAAGCAACUUUGUGCCCAGCUCAGCACAUCGGUUCAUCAAGCUCAUCGAGGAGCGGGGGCAGCUGUUGCGGAACUAUAGUCAGAACAUCGACACGCUCGAGCAGAUUGCGGGGAUUGAAAAGGUGCUGCAGUGUCAUGGGAGUUUCGCGAGCGCGAGCUGCACCGACGCAGCGUGUGGUUAUCGGUGUAAGGGAAGUCAGAUUGCUGAUGCGAUCUUUGCGCAGCGGGUGCCGAGUUGCCCGCGCUGCGACGAGCGCAAGGCGCGCGAAGCCGGUGCUAACAAGCCGAGUAAGAAGAAGCGCAAAGUGGGGAACGGAAUGAGCUGGCGACCAGGCAACGACUCUGAUGAAGACGACGACGAGGAUGAUCCGACCGCACUCGCCGGCUUCGGCAUCCUCAAACCGGACAUCACCUUCUUCGGCGAGAAGCUCUCGGACGAUUUCGACCACGCCCUGCUCGCGGACCGCGACCAGGUCGACCUGCUCAUCGUCAUGGGCACAUCGCUCAAGGUCGCGCCCGUAUCCGAAAUCCUAGGCCACAUCCCCCACUCUACCCCCGUCAUCCUCAUCAACAAGACGCCCAUCCUCCACCUCGCGACCGACAUUAUGCUGCUCGGAGACUGCGACCGCAUCGUCGAGUACCUCUGCCGCAAGCUCGGGUGGCAUCUACCGUCGAUCCAACCCAGCCAGGAUGUGGUAGGCACGCCGGCAGCUGAGCACGUAAAGGAGAAGGUCGAGUUGCAGGAUGACCGGGAGGGCGGCGUUGCGAUAUCGACUUCUGAUGGCGUAGAAGGCUUGGAAGAGCCAGAGAGGUUGAUGAACAGUCAUGCGUGGUUGUUUGACGGGGCAGAGCCUGGACGGCUUCCGGCCUUGCUCGCCGAGAUGCAGGCCGACAGUGAAGACGAAGAUGACGACGACGGCGAGGAAGCAGGGCACGAUGAAAAGGAUGAACAGGGCGGCGGCGAGACAGCAAUCUCUCCAAACGCGGCGUAA
Messenger RNA from Sporisorium graminicola, 1755 nucleotides. RefSeq lists its product as uncharacterized. The transcript has a single exon. The coding region runs from base 1 to 1755 and encodes 584 amino acids. Gene Ontology annotation, molecular function: NAD+ binding. The record is from RefSeq and is a predicted model, not a curated record. NCBI's taxonomy places the organism in Eukaryota, Fungi, Basidiomycota, Ustilaginomycetes, Ustilaginales, Ustilaginaceae.